Messenger RNA from Caenorhabditis remanei, 1500 nucleotides. RefSeq lists its product as uncharacterized. The record is from RefSeq and is a predicted model, not a curated record. The transcript has 5 exons. Bases 1 to 1500 code for a protein of 499 amino acids. NCBI's taxonomy places the organism in Eukaryota, Metazoa, Nematoda, Chromadorea, Rhabditida, Rhabditidae.
AUGCUAAAACCCUUCUGCCACUCCACCAUACCGGUGCUCCUAGCCGCCAUCGCUACCCUCUACAGUAUUGCUCUGCUUACUGUGGACAACUCGGAUUUGCCUAAUCUCUGCUGGGUUACCAUAGGAUGCGCGGUGUUUUAUAAGAGUUUGGAGAUUUUGAAGAAUCGGAUGACAUGCCAAAACAAUAUGAUGCUAGUUGGGUUCAGUGGAAUCCUAAUUAGCACGUUAAUUGCAAGGAUUGCAGUUUUUUGGAGUGUAAAUUAUAAAUUGAUCGCCUUCUACACUAGCACUGCAUCAAUCAUCUCCUUCUACACCAUAUUCAUUUUUCAAUACCACAAAACCAUGCAACCCUUGAAGCUGUCCAACCAGAAAACAUUCGCAAAAAUAGUGAUCGGAAACAUUUUGCUCUUUGUGAUUUCCUGCCUGCUAACACAUAAUUAUGCCAUUAUAUUUAAUUGCGGAUUCGGCUUAAUUGGUGCUGCUAGCAUGAUAGACUUAGUGGCCGUCUGGGUAGAUGGCUGUGCUCUGAGAGCAAGACACGCUGAAACCGCUAAAAAAGAAUUUGAUCUACAAAAAAUGGAUGUUCACUCCUGGAACGAUGUUACCAUGUACUGUUUUGCAGUUUUACUUGGUUUCUUAUCGAUUUUUGGAUUGUUGGGACUAGUUUUUAGUGAAAACUUUGCUCUUUCCACUGCAUAUCAUAUUGCUGGAAGCUCCGCCGUCGUUACAGUAACCCUCGUCGCCAUGAAGUAUACAUUGGACUUUUUCAAUCGAUAUUUUGAAGUAGAUCAAGUGAAAAAGUGGCGGAAUAAUAUGGUGGUUGGGCUCGCCGGAAUUGUGAUAUGUGGAGUGGCGGCGAGGAUUGUGGUGUAUAGCUAUGGGAUUGGAGAGAAGAUUCUCCCCUUCCUUCUCUCUAUCCCCAUCUACUCUUCCAUUCUUUUCUACUACCUCUUUGUCUACGGAUACCGUCAACACUGUUUCAUCAACCACCAAAACCAAAAUUUCCCCAAAAUUUGGAUUCCAAUGGUCAAUCUCACAUUUUCAGUAAUUUUGGCUAGAACGGGAAUUCAGACUGAUCUCGAAUCUAUGAUCUAUAUUCAAGUUCUAUUUUUUGUGCUAUCCGUUUUUAGUGGCGUUGAUUUAGUUAUUAUUUUGAAUGGGGGAUUGAGAUCGAUUCAUGAGGAAAUGGAAGUGAAGGAUUCAGAAAAUGAGGAGAAGUCAACGGAGGAAUUGAAGCCAAAAAAGAGGAUUUAUCCGAGAAUCCCCUGUACAUCCUGUGACUCCGAGUACUCCGACUCCAAACCUCCCAGAAUCCUACCGGAAUGCGGACACUCGAUUUGUGGAAAUUGUGCUAAAAGAAAACUGAGUAAGAAGAAUAAAUUGACUUGUCCAGCCUGCCAGACGGUUCAUUUUGUGAAAAAAGGAGUCAAAGGUCUGUUCAAAAACUUUACACUGUUGGAUAUGAUUGAGGAGGCGAGAAAGAUCAUGGAUAAAGAAUAA